AAGAACAAAAUGAAUAUGAAAUCAAACCUUCAUGAUUAAUGCUUUGCCAAAAUUCCAUGGCCUUGCAGGUGAGGAUCCUAAUAGGCAUCUUCAAAUACUUGAGAGGGUUUGUUCAACCAUGAAGCCUCCCACAGCAAACUUGGAGAAUUUGAUGCUCAAGGUCUUCUAUUUUACUCUUGAGGACAAAGCAAUCACAUGGUUCAAUACUCUUGCCACAAGGACCAUCAAUUCUUGGGUGGAGAUGCGAAAUUGCUUCCUUGAGAAAUAUUUUCCAGCAACCAAGUAUUCUCAACUAAGGAAGCAAAUCAUGGGGAUUCAACAACACCCUCAAGAAUCUCUUUAUGAGUAUUGGAUGAGGUUUCUUGAGUUGCUUGCAAAAUGUCCAUACCUAAAUGUGGGCAAGGAGUUCCUCAUUGAUUAUUUCCAUGUGGGGUUGCAAAUUCAUGAUAGAGAGACCAUAGAUGCUGCUGCAAAUGGAUCUCUAUUAGAUCUUCCACCGGAUGAUGCAUGGACCUUGUUGGAAAAGCUUGCAAAUAAUAACCAACAAUAUAGCUCAAGAGAUGCAAGGGGUGUUCACCAAGUGGGCCAAUCUUCUAUUGCUAAUUCCCAAUUGGAGGAUAUCUACUCUCAAUUGGAUUUUCUCAAGAUGUCUAUCUCCAAUCCUCCACAAGCUCAGAUUGCUUCUAUGUCCAAUGCUCUAGUGGCUCCUAUUUGUGGUAUAUGCAAUUCAACAAUGCAUAUCACCUCUAAUUGCAUGCAUGCUCAAGAUGUUGGGGCUGUGUAUCAACAACAAAAGCCCUACAAUUAUCAACAUAAUCAAGGGGCAAGGAACAAUUUUGAGGCUAACUAUGGGAGCACAUAUAACCCAAGUUGGAGGCAGCACCCUAACUUCAGCUACAAGGGUAAUCAAGAGGUUGUGCAAGCCAAGAAUUCUCAAGUGAUCCCUAUUCAAGAUGGUGGAGGUGAUAAACAAAUGUAUUCCUACCUUGAGAGGAUGGGUGAUGCUAUGUUUUCUAUGGGCCAAAAGUUUGAUUCUCAUGUGUCUAGGGCAGAAUCAAAAAUGGACAUGAUGCUUAAGAGGCUAGACAAUCUUGAAUCAAAGCAACAAAGCACUGAUUUGGUGGUACAACAAUUUGGGAAUUCAAAUAGCAUUAGCCAAGCUCAAGGAAGUGGAAAGCUCCCAACUCAACCUGUCAUCAAUCCAAAGAGCCUUAGUGCAAUUGAGUUGAGGAGUGGAAGAGUUCUUGAAGCCAUUCCAAGUGCCUCAAACCAUGGUGGCAGCAAGCCUAAUGAGGUUAUUUCAAGGAAUUCUCAAAUUUGUGAAGGAAGUCCACUUUCUCUUGCUGUUUCACGUGAUUCCACUUGCUGUGAUAGCAAGCUAAAUGUGCAUCCAAGUGCCUCACAUAGCCUCAACAACAUGACUUCUAUUUCUCUAAGUCCUCAAGUGAUUGAUGAUGAGGAUGACUCUAUUGAAGAGAUUGUAGUUGAGGAUGCAAAUGGGGCAAGAUCAGCCCUGAAUGCUCAAGAAAAAGAGGUGAAAUUGAGCUCAAAUCAAGGCCAAGAUAGUGCUGGAACAGCCACUGUUCAUCCAUCUUCUAAGGCAAAUGAGAAUGAUUCAAGCAAGCCUAAGGAGAAAGAGGUGUUGGGAAGAAGAGAGCCUCCAAAAGAAUAUCAAAUUGGGGACCCUAUUCCAAGGGAUAUGCCAUUCCCUAAGGCCUUGACUAGAUUUGCUAAGAAAGGGCAAGAAGAAGAUAGGCAUGAUGUGUUUGAUAUGUUGAAGAAGGUGGAAGUGAACAUACCACUUCUUGAGAUGAUAAAAAGCAUGCCUAAGUGUGCAAAGUUUUUGAAGGAGUUGUGCACUAAUAAAAGGGGAUUCAAACCAUUGGCUACAGUUCAAAUGAGUCCUAAUAUUAGUGCUGUCUUCAAGCCACAACUCCCUCUAAAGUGUAGAGAUCCGGGGGCAUGUACCAUUCCUUGUCAAAUAGGGAAUGUGUUUGUUCAAGAAGCCUUGAUUGACCUAGGGGCAGCUAUCAAUGUGAUGCCCACUCACAUUUAUUCUUCCCUUAAUCUUGGUGGUCUUCAAGAUUGUAGUGUCAUCUUGCAACUAGCCGACCGGAGCACUAGGAAGCCUAAGGGAUUCUUGGAAGACAUCUUAGUGAAGGUCAAGGACUUGGUUUUUCCAGCAGAUUUUUAUGUGUUGGACAUGCAAGAAGGAGGUCAAGGCACACUCAUCCUUGGGAGACCUUUUAUGAUGACAUCAAGUACUAUAUUGAACAUGAAGGAAGGUAAACUUACCAUGGAGUUUUUGGACAGCAAGAUUGAAUUUAACAUAUUUGAUAGCUUGAAAAACUCUUAUAUUGAUUACAGCCUUCAUUUUGUGGAUUGCAUUGAUGAUACACUUGAUGGAAUCAUUGAUGAGAUUUCUAUGCAUCCUAGCUUGGAUGAUGUUGCAUCUUUGCCUAGCUUCACUUGUUCAUGCACUCAUGACUCUAUUUGUGUGAAUUGCAAUAACAUAGUGUUAAUUUUGUCUAAUUUGAAAUCUCAAGAUGAAUUGCAUUCACUUGAGCAUGAGCAUUUGAAUGGCAGCACACUUGACAUGCAUCACUCAUCUACUUGCACUCCAUUUGAAGCACUUGUGUUGUCUAGUUCCUCACAUGACCAAACAUAUGCUUCCUUGAGUGAUUUGCUUGCAUUAGAUGAGUUUGAUGAUUUGAGUAUCAAUUCUGGAAAUUCUGUUGAUUUAGUGAUUGAAUCAAGUGAUGAGAGUGAAAUUGCAUCUAAUGAUGGCCCUAGUUCAUCUUCCACAUGUCAUUUUGCAUCACAUCAUUUGAUUUCUUCUAGUGAAUUUAAUUCUGGAAUUUUUGACAGCUUUGAUCCUUUUGUGCCUAAUCAUUCUCCAAGGUUGGAGGAGUGUUCUACUUGUGAUGUUUCAGGUUUAGGGACACUUGAAAGGCAUGAACAAAGUGAUUUUGGGGCUGUUAAUGAUUCAAGAGGCGUGCAAAUUGGUGCUGAAAGUCCAGAAUCAGAUCUAGCCAAACCUGGAAUUAAUUCUGGAGCAAGCCAAUCAGAUCUGGAUGUGAGGCACAAGGUUGGAACCAAGCAAGUCAAUUUGGACGAAAUUUUUCACACAGCAGCUGUGAGAAGCUUGGACAUGCCACUUGAAGAGGAAGACAUGGAUCUAGCAAGGCAAAUUCAAGUGCAAAAGAUCCCUCCAAGCAUCAUUGAGCCACCCAAUCUGGAGUUGAAGCCACUUCCUUCACAUCUUAAGUAUUCUUACUUAAGAAAUGGUAAUCAACUUCCUAUUAUUGUUUCUUCUUCACUAACCCCUAUGGAAGAGUCUUUAUUGUGUGACGUAGUGAGGAAGAACAUUGAGGCUAUUGGGUGGACACUUGGAGACAUUCCUGGAAUUAGCCCUCAAACUUGCACACAUAGGAUCAUGUUGGAGGAAAAUGCCAAGGCAAUAAGGCAGCCACAAAGGAGGUUGAAUCCUCUCAUACUUGAUGUGGUAAAGAAGGAGGUCACCAAACUCUUGAGUGCAGGUAUAAUCUACCCUAUUAGUGAUAGUGAAUGGGUGUCUCCGGUGCAAGUUGUGCCCAAGAAGAGUGGAAUUACUGUGGUAAAGAAUGAACAUGAUGAAUUGAUUCCUACUAGGGUACAAAAUAGUUGGAGGGUAUGCAUUGAUUAUAGGAGGUUGAAUGAGGCAACCAAGAAAGACCAUUUCCCUCUCCCAUUUAUUGAUCAAAUGUUAGAAAGAUUAGGGGGGAAAUCUCAUUAUUGCUUUCUUGAUGGAUAUAGUGGUUAUUUUCAGAUUUGCAUUGAUCCGGUUGAUCAACACAAAACCACUUUCACUUGCCCAUUUGGUACCUUUGCAUAUAGAAGAAUGCCUUUUGGAUUGUGUAAUGCUCCAGGGACCUAAAGAUGCAUGUUUGGUAUUUUUAGUGAUUUUAUUGAAAAUUGCAUGGAAGUGUUCAUGGAUGAUUUCACAAUUCAUGGGGAUUCUUAUUCUUCUUGCUUGAGAAAUCUUGAUAAAGUCCUUGCUAGAUGUGUGGAGAAGAACUUGGUUUUGAACUUUGAGAAGUGCCAUUUUAUGGUUGAGCAAGGGAUUGUCUUGGGCCACUUGGUUUCAAGCCGUGGCAUUGAGGUGGAUAGGGCCAAAAUUGAAGUGAUUUCAUCUCUGCCCUAUCCAACUAAUGUCAAGGACUUGAGAUCUUUCCUUGGCCAUGUGGGUUUUUAUAGAAGAUUUAUUAAAAAUUUUUCAAAGAUUGCACAUCCCUUGUCUCAAUUACUUCAAAAAGAUGUCAAAUUUGAGUUCUCUCCAAGUUGUAGAGAUGCAUUUGAUGCUUUGAAGGCUAAGCUUGUUUCCCCUCCUAUUUUGAGGAGUCCUAAUUGGUUGAACCCAUUUGAGAUUUCAUGUGAUGCCUCUAAUUUUGUUGUUGGGGCUAUGUUGGGACAAAGGGAAAACAAGCUACCUUAUGUCAUUGCAUAUGCAUCUAGGACUUUAGACAAAGCACAAUGCAAUUACACUACAACUGAAAAAAAAUUGUAUGCAUUAGUGUUUGCUCUUGACAAGUUUAGAUCUUACUUGUUGCAUUCCAAGGUUGUUUGUUUUACAGAUCAUGCGGCCUUGAAGUACCUUUUAAAGAAGAAGGACACCAAGCCACGUUUGCUUAGAUGGAUGCUUCUACUUCAAGAGUUCAAUUUGGAGAUCAUUGAUAGGAGUGGAGCAACAAAUCAUGUGGCGGAUCACUUGAGUCGAUUGCAUUAUGACUCCAUUAUGACUCUUGAGGAAGCAAAUUUGGAAUCAAGGAGCAAUGACUAAAGUCAACCUCAUUGGAGAAUUCAAGAGCAAGAGAGAGAGGGCUUAUUUGGAAUUUUAAUUCUAGAAUUGAAGAGGCUGUGAUAUUGGCACCUAAUUUCAGAAAUUAAUUGGAGGAAUUAAUUAAAUAAAAUAUUAGGAGCAUGUGUGUGACUUUGUGCGUGACUCAAAUCUGAUUUCAAGAAGCAUUGCAUGACAUCAUCAAGGGAAAACAAGGAAGCAUUUGGUGCGUGAUAUAAUGCUGAUUCAAAGAAGGCAUUGGGUGACAUCAUCAUGAGGAUUAACCAAGAAUAUAAGAUGCGUGACUUCAUAACUGAAUCCCUGAAGAGUUACGUGGCAGCUGGCUGAAGCUUAAUUGAAGUCACAUGGUCUACACUUCAUUCACAAUUUCCAUGCUUCCUUGUCCAGAUCAGAUUGGCGCCAUUCUUCCUCUGAUUUUCCAGAAUUAUUUGCUCAAUUUUUAAUUCAUUUUCCAGCUCAUAAUUAGCCACAUUCAGAUCUGGAACUUUGGUUUCAUCACCAUUUAGCUUUGGAAUUAUCAACCAUUCACAUUAUUCACACAUACAUAAGCCUAGAUUUCAGACUAGAGUCUCAUUCUACACAUUGAUCCUCUCUCUCUAGGUCUGAUUUCUCUCAUCUCCAGCCUCCACAAUUCACGCCAUUCCUCAAGUAUUGGGAGUUCCAGAUCUGGUUCUCCUCCAUUUCAAGCUCCAAGUUCGUUUUUCCAGCAUCAAUCCAGAUUGUUCAUCAAGUGUUCAUUAUCAAUUCCAUCAUUCCAGAUUUGUUCCUUCAUUUCCUUCAUCAUUUUUUCCUUCAAUUUUCGUUCAUGUUCUUCCAUUGCCCAGACUUGUUUCUUGUCUCUCCUCUUUGAUUCUUCCACCUUGUGUCAUUCUCUUCCCCAUUGUUCAUCAAUUUCGUUCCUCAUCUUUCCAAUUCCAGCAUUAAUUUUGUCCAUAUUCAGUCACAUAUUUUCCAGAUUCAAGAUGUCUUCUCAAGCCCAAGGUCUGAUUCAAGCAAAGAGGAAGAGCAUGAGAGGCUGAUCAUUUAGAGCUCCAAGAAAGAUGACUUGACAUUAUGAGAUUUCCAGAUUUGUAAUUGUUGUUCAUUUUCUUGAUUUCAUGUUCUUGUCUUGAUUCUUUGAGGAUUUCGAAUUUUGAACCUGUUUUGGUUGAAGACUUUGUGAUUCUAAUUCAGAUUUGAUGAGAAUAUGAAUGUUGAAUUUAGAUUUU
Prosopis cineraria is the source of this 6045-nucleotide messenger RNA. RefSeq lists its product as uncharacterized. The record is from RefSeq and is a predicted model, not a curated record. NCBI's taxonomy places the organism in Eukaryota, Viridiplantae, Streptophyta, Magnoliopsida, Fabales, Fabaceae.